This is a messenger RNA of Geodia barretti, 13278 nucleotides long. Lineage: Eukaryota; Metazoa; Porifera; Demospongiae; Tetractinellida; Geodiidae. The record is from the annotation of a GenBank genome assembly.
CGCCCCGCAUCUUGCAGUCUUCUUCUCCACUGAAGAUCUUUAGCAGCGUUGUUUGCGUUUUCACGUCGACGAUAUUGCUAGCGGAGAUCUGAGGAACCGCCUCACCGUUUGUGUAUCUGGAGACGAGGAUGGAGGUGCGGGGGAAGGAAGGGUCCCACCCAGAAUGGAUCAAUCUGGACAUCUCCCGCCUCCUGGACUACAGGGGCAUGGAGGAACUCAUCGCCAAAAUGCUCCGUCUCCACGAAGUCUUCUUCAUGCCCGAGUUCAACCGCUCACCGGCCGAAAAACACGACUUUCCAGACUUCGGCGCAAACCGGCUCCAAAAGACUGGUCAGAAGAACGUAACGGACGAAAUAGCCUACUACACCCGACGAGCAGUGUCUACGGUGACCGACAUGCCGUGUAUGGCCAUUGCGGAGCGUCGGGUUGGUCUGUGGAGGAGGGUGCUGGGAGCGUGUGAGGCACACUGUUACAGUGAUGGGAACAUUCGCCGAGCCAUCCAGUCGCAAACUUCGGAGCAGGACAGGGGGGAGAAGGAGAUGGACGAGACAGACACUAUCGAGAGACUCUCGGUGGAAAAACUCUCGGGGAACGAGAUCUUGGUCGAGAUCGGGGUAAAGUCGACGCUGAUGAUGAUGUUUGCUCUCCUGCGGCAGGCUUGGCAGCAGCUUGCCUGGCAGAAACAGCUUGAACGAACCCUAGCAACCACCACCCUCGCUGUAGCCUCCCCCACCCAAUUCAGAGCCCCCACAAUCAACCUCCCAAACGAGAUCCUCCGUUCGACUCUCGUGAUCCUCCAAGCCAUCCCUCCACUAUCUUUCUCAAACGAACGCUCCAUAUCUAGUCUCGGUGUUGGCUGCCUCAAGCAGUCCACGGAUUUCCUUCUGUGGGUCCUAUCUCCCGAGUCUAUGGUUGACGAGGAGGGAAAGAGGCUUGCUGCUGAAACAACUAUCAGCAUAGCUCUGCAGUACGGGACCCUCGGCUCUCUACUGCUGUGGGUGGACAGAAUGUUCACCUGCCUGGCUAGCUACGGGGAGAGGGAGGAGGGGGAGGAUGGACGAAGAGAGAGACCUCCGUGUCUGUCGCGGGAGUUUUGUGAUCGCGUACUGGAGGAGAUUAGAGCAAGAACGCAAGUGACGUUCCUUGUUCCCUCAAGAGAGGGAGUUCCGUUUGCGCCAAAGGACCUCUCAUCUGAUGGCCACAUCUCUUUGCUGGAAUUCUGCCUCUUCCUUGUUCAAGAGUUGGCAGACCUGUGUCGUAGUUGCACAGACUAUUUCUCCAGGGGAGUGGCAGGGAAGCAGGAGGAGAGAUUCCUCUCGGAGGCCUGCGAGGCCUACGCUUUUGGCAGCAACAGCAGCAGUCAGCUUGCAAUGGGCAGUCAGGAAAAGGUCCUGGAGGCCACUCAUGUGCCUCACAUGGCAAAUUGUCAAGUGGUGGUGGCGGGGCAGUACUGCACCUUCGUGAUAUACGCAGAUGGCACUGUUAAGGCAUGCGGCAAGGGCAGCUAUGGUCGGUUGGGUCUGAACAACAGUGACAACCAGCCGACUCUGAAGCAGAUCACCGACUUCCCUCCUGGAAUAAAGAUCAAGAGAAUGGCCACCUCUCGGGGCUCCGACGGCCACUCCAUUGCGGUGGACCCGGAGGGGAACUGCUACAGUUGGGGAGAUGGCAACUAUGGAAAGCUGGGUCACGGUGACAAUAUGACUCAAAAAUCUCCGCUACCGAUCCAGGGACUGGCUGGGAAGCCGGCUCGCUGGGUCUCCUGUGGCAACCGACACAGCGCCGUGGCAACCAUGGACGGAGAGCUGUAUACCUGGGGGGAGGGGGACUACGGGAGAUUAGGUCACGGGACAACUGGUACGCUGAAGAUACCCACAAAGGUCCAGAACAUAGAGCCAGCGCCAGGUCGACUGCGGAGCCUCUCACACCCUGUGUCUCAGUAUGGACUCCGUGAGAGUCUGGUCGUUUGGAGCUGGGGACUCUGGGAAAUUGGGCCACGGGGACACCAACAGACAACUGCUUCCCAAGGUGGUUGAAGCACUGAGAGGUGUUCUAAGUCAGAAAGUCUGUGCCUCCAGUCAAUUCAGUCUCGUCCUCUCAGCAGCUGGAAAGGUGUAUUCGUGUGGCAAUGGUAGCGGAGUAGGAAAGGGAAACACGGAGCCUCGACAGUACACUCCAGUCAUCAUUGAACGACUGGAGCAAGAGAUCAUCAUCGACAUCGUCACUGGAGACGGACACUGCCUCGCACUCACUCAGAGAGGAGAGGUGUAUGCGUGGGGGACCAACAGUAUGGGUCAGUGUGGACAGGCCCACAGCACUGGCUCCAUCACCCUCCCGGCCAAGGUGAAGGGACUCCAGGGGAAGCAGGUCCAGCAGAUCACUGCCGGGACCUCUCACAGCAUCGUCUGGACUGCCGUUCCCCUCGAUAGGCGAGCAAGCUCCAUGUGGCACUGGCCAUACUGUAUCAACGUGGGAGAGAGGACGUUCAAGAACCUUCUCACACUUCCUCACCAAAUAUGGGGACGUCAGUAAUGACCAGCUCCCUCCUCCGUUCACUGAGAAGAGUGUUCAGGAGAUGUUUUCUCUGGGGAUUCUCUCCCUCACCCACACCCACCUCUCCCUGGUGGUACCACUGGGAGCCCAGUGCGUCCACAUGGCCUGCGGGGCUCAGGUCCGCCCCCUCCGCAACUUCCUCUUCAAACUCAUGGACUCUCACCUCCCUCCGGACCUUGACCUGGAGGCAAGCAGAGCUCUGGAGAUAGGGCAGUCGGUUCUCCUUCCUCCAGUCCUGGACAGAAUGGACCUCCUCCUGGCUGCGCUGCCUGAAAACCCCUCAGACUUUGCCUCACUUACUGCUGGACAGUGCCGUCAGGUGGAAAUUCUGCUGGCUGGAUUCAAGAACAGGAACGAAAUGGUGGCGAUAAUAGGCAACGAGGACAUGCUGUUCAAGAGAAAGGACAGGAAGAGCUGGACGGCCAGCACCGUUCGCCUCUCCAAACUCUACACUCUCGUAUUCCGCAUGACUGCUUACCUGGAGCACUCCAUUAUCGUAUCUCUCAAAGAGGAGAAACCGUCUCACGAGUACCUCACUCCUGGCUCCUCUCUUCUCUCCUCAUUCGAGGAGUUCAUUCUCUGUUUCUUCAUUCACAUCAUGUCCCUCGUCUCCACCACCAUCAGCUGGACUGUCACAGACACCACUCAGGAGGAAGUCGAGACUCUUCUGCCUCACCUGAAGGUGUUCACGAGACUGCUGGAUGAGUACUGUCUACCUCUGAUGACUAGAGUGGCCUCCACUGCCAGAGAGUCACCUGAUCCCGUGGACUUCCUCAACAGACACCAGAAUAUUCUGACGGGCUUUCUCCUGAACGAGCUGCCCGCCCACAUGGCUCUGGUCAGCUGCCAUGUCUACAUCAUAGAGUAUGUCUGCUCCAUCGCCACAGCCUUCCUCAAACUGGCCCGCAUGGUCCACAGCGUCAUCUCCAUCCUCCCUCCCGAAACUGUCGAUUCGUUUGAGAGAGAGGAACUUGACUGGGAACCUAGAAACCUGAAACCAGAGGGGUUUCCUCUGACUCGGCUGAGGGAGAAGGAGGGAGAGCCAUGGAGGAAAGUCAUGGACCUAGAGAGAGCUCUCUGCUUCAGCUCCGCCAAGGUCAACAGCAUCGUCUUCAUGGGCAACAUGAUGACGAGAGGGAGGAGCUCGGAGCACGACUCUCUGAUGUACGGUGUGGCAAAGGGGAAGAUGAAGCUGCUGGAAUGCGGUGUGCUCAAUAGCGGAGGAGUCGGGGGCAACGAGGAGAUCAUGGAAGCCAUGAACCAGUGGGCCUCUCUCUGCAAGGCUCUGCCAGGAACAACAGACGGCCUCAGUCCUUGGACCAAGUGCAACGUCGAUUUUGAGGCCGUGAAAGCCAAACCGACGGGAAUGCCGUUUGUGCGACUUGUGAACUCGGUGAUGUGGGAGGAUGUGGUCCCCACGGACGUGAAGACUGCGCCCCCUCUGUUUGCUCUAGCUCUCGGUUGCGGUGGGAGGAGUGAAGUGGAGACUCUGUACCAGGACAUGCUGGACUUUGCCAGACACAAAGACUGGAACACUAGUUUUGAUGAGGAUACAGUUCCUCAGCUGCGGCAGGUCUCCUGUGCAGCUCUGGCUUGUCUUCUCAAACACACUGGGCUCUUUAACUACGCCCGCUCCACUCCCAGAGCUGAAGCAAAGAAGAGUUUCCAUGAUGUGUACAGAUGUGUGUUCAUGCUGCGUCGUGAUGUCUUUACUAACAGACCUCUUCCCCCUACCUCUUCAGGGCAGGUGGAUGAAGAGGAGCUGAAGAAGUUCACAGACACCUGCACUGGUAUCUGUGCCACUCUCUUCUUCCUCAUGGUCAUCCUCAACCCUGCCAUCCCUGAAGAGUCAGAUCGUAUUGUUCCCCAAAUUCCCUCGUCCAAGGCCUCCCCAGGCUCUUCCUCCAGUACUGAUGACAUCGGGAUGCGUUCCCCGGGGGCCAAAACCAAAUUCAGGACCCGUCCCGCCGGGAAACGUAUUCCGUCUGACUCCACCAUUCCCAAACAGAUAGAGGGUUCUCCAAUGGAUAUAAUACACAUCGUGUCUCCUACUAGAACUAAUUCUGGACCUGAAUCUCCUGGAGCAGCGUGGAGUCUGUCAUCGGUGAAGGUGGCCCUCUCUCACCUCCACUGGCAGAGAGAGAAGGUCCUGCGAUCAGACACUCCCCUACACCUCAAACUGGGAUCUACUCUAAUGGAGGUGGUGGGUGGAGCCUUCCACCUCCAGGAAGACCAUCUGUUCAACAGGACCAGGAUGGUCAAGGCUCUGCUCUCACAGCAAAAGAGGGGAGCUCACCGAGUGGAUGGUCUGGAGAGAAUAGUCAGUUUUAUAGACGAAGACGCAUCUCUACUGCUGACAUCCUCCAAACUCAUCUUCCUCACCGAGUGCAUUCCCCAUCACGUCCACUACUCCAGAGACAUCAUGGCGUCUCCCAGUAUCAUUCAGCACCAGGUGAAGACUCUGUACCACCGCAUCGUGCAGAGGAUACUGGAGGAGACUUUCCACACUCAGCCUGAUGACCUCAGAGACACUAAGGCGGUGAUUGGGAAGCAGAGACGGCUGCUGUUGGCUCUACAGUGGAUCAACUUCCCAGCAGACACGGACGACCUUCUCCUCCUCUUCUCUCUCGAUAUCUACUGGAAACUGGUGGUUCUGUGUGGACUCGUGAGCACAAAGAUAGAGGACGAUGUUGUGCUCCCUGACAGUCAGCUCACGCUACGUACAAAUCUCAGUUCACUCUUCCAGUUGGAGAAUGUGGCCCUUCGCACUGGUCAAAAUGCCGAUGUGCUCAAGUUCCAUCCCCAAAUCCUCACCAAUAUCUCAAACCACCUGUUUGGUGUCAUGGAAGGCUUUGUCAACACCAGUGAUCCAGUGGUGAGUGAGAGGUGGAAGAAACGUGGAGUAUCGGUGGAAGCCAUGGAGAUGAAACUGGGAAGAUUCCUCUGCUUUCUCAACACCCUCUCCUCCACCCACUCCACAAUCAGAGCCGUUCUGGCCGAGGACGGAUGGUUCACAUCGCUCGUGAAGAUUGUCAAUAUCGACACCACCACCGGAUUCCCCCACGUUGCAUCGUUGAAGACAAGGCUACUAGCGUUGCAGGUUCUGGGGACCAUCAUGAAUGAACUCACAGACAAAAGUGCCGAAACCACAGACAAGUGUGCCAAGACUAUAGACGAUCUGAUGGAUUUGAUGCAGCGCUGCAUGUUCCUUGCUCCACUGUCAAACUUCCAGCACAGCCUCAGCAGCGACGAGAGCAGCACACCAGUCAAACAAGUGACGCUGCCAUUUAGAGCAGAUGCCAGUCACCAGAACAACUGUACAGUGGUAGUGGAAGGUCAGGGAGUGGUGGCCCAGGGAAGUGGGGCCAACAGCUACGUACAGGGUCUGAUCCCUCUCACUAGUGGCAAACACACCUGGAAGGUGAGUGUUGAGAGUGAAACAGCUAUGUUCUGUGUUGGGGUGGCACACAAGCCUCUCUUCCAUGACAAUGGAAGCCCUGCAUUCUGGGCUCUGGAGGCACACACAGGUCGCCUGCUUCAUGCUGGAGACACCACGGAGGCUCUGUUCAUAGUGAAGGAGAAGGAUAGUGUAAUGGUCGAGUAUGAUGCUCGAGCGAGGACUCUUGCCUUCGGCAAGAAUGACGAGCCAUUGAGGAAGGGUUUUGAGAGUAUCGGGAAGGAGGGAGAGGACCUGUUUCCGUUUGUCUUGUUUGACAGGAGAACCUCUUGCAGGGUUAUGAUCCACCCCAUCACUCACUCCAGCCACUCUCUCCUGGCCCACGUCAAGAGAAGGGAGCAGGACACCUCUGGCUACCCCAACUUGAGUCCAGUCGGAGUCACUCUAGUCCACGCCAUCAUCAAUAUCAUCUACGACAUUCAGGACAAAGAGCCUUGGAAUAAAGCUAUCUCUCAGGUGGUGUACAGCCGACUGUGUGAGAUGGACGUGUUCAUGCAACAGCUGGCAGACAUCAGGGCUUCCCUGGACAGUUCUUCUUCCAGUAGAACUGCUGGUACUGACAGUCUCCUGCCCCAGUUAGCCUCUGUCCUUAGGAAUCUCCAACAGGUUGUGUGGCCAGUACUGACAGUGCUGGGUGGCCUUGACUCAGGCUACUGUCUUGGGAGGGAUUGUCAGAAAUAUGAGGAGAAAGAGACUAAGAUGGGGACUAUUGUGUCUGUUCCUGACGGGGAGAAGAAAGUGGAGGUACAAGAGCAGAUCACAUCCACCACUGCUCAGGUUGUUCGCAGGUUAACAAGACUGAAAGACCUGCAACUCCCGGUUCAGUCUCGCUUCUCUCUCUCGCUCAUCUUUGACAAGCUCACUCCAACCAUUCUCAUGAAUAUCACUCGCAUCGCGGGCUACGGCGAUGACACCCAGAACCACUUCAAGACCAUCAUGCACCAGAUACACUCCAAGAUGCACUUCAUUCCUACCACCCCACACCACAGCCUCCCCUACCAACAACUCUGUGAGAGCCACAUCCAAGUCGCUGCUGCUAAAUCCCUCCAGGGAAUCCUCUUCAACGAGAGCAUGAUAAAACUUCUUGACUAUCGCACGCCACUUAAAGACACUACUAGAGCAAGUGGAGGUGGCGGAGACAAGAGUUCUCUUGCUGUAGCAGUGAGGGAGAUACUGAUGUGUCUCGUUGCAAGGGCAAUCAAGCCUUCUCCGCUCAAAGUCGCACUGAGGCCAAUGGAGAUGGAGAGGAUUUUCUCCAUUGUCAGCUACGAGUGCCUCGGAGCUGUUUCUGAGUACAUGAGCAGCAGUGGUCACAGGCGACCUCAGCUAACAUCUCAACAGAUCGAGGCCACCAUCCCAGCCCCUGCCCCCGAGCACCUGGUGACAAGACCAGACACCCUGCCUCCGGAGAGACUCCACUUCAACUACUUUGAGGAGGACUUUCUGGACGCCUACUUUGCCAGGAAUGCCACACCGACCUACAUACACAACAUGAUGGAUAUGGGGUUCAGUCGUGCUCAGAUCAACCUUGCACUGGACAGAGUGGAGUUCCCAACCCACAUCACAGACCACGGUCGAAUGAACAUGCUAGUGACGUGGAUUGUGGAUCACCAUCAGGCGGCACAGGAGGAAGAUGCCAGGGCUCGCAGAGAACAGGAAGAGCAGAAUCGAGAAGAGGAACGUCAGAAGAGGCUGGAGGAGCAGAAGAAGAAAAUGGAAGCAGACCAAAAUGUGGCCGCCACUCAAUUUCUCUCUCUCUUUGGAGAGAUGAUAGAUGCUGAAGGAGAGGGGGAAGACUUUGAAAUGAAAGCUGUAGUCAAGAGAGACACAAGCCAUGCUCCUGAUCUACUAGAAGGACCCUCCAUAAACCACAAUCUUCCUGACAUGGGAAUACAAGGUCUGGAGGCGUCGCGAGAGGCUCUACAGUCGCUACUAUCGGCUCUCGGUCUCUCCCAGACAAACCCCACUCCUCGUCUCCACAAGUUCACGGAGCCGGACCAAAUGGGGGAGGCGUGGUCUCGCCGCGGCCGGGAAUAUGGGGAGCUCUUCGAGGCAACUCCAGACGGAACUCUAGUGGGCGGAGGAGACGAGGAGUUGGUCGAUGAGCACAUCCUGAAGAUUGGGCCGCAGUGCGAGGAGCUUGUCUCUCAGGCCAUCAAACUCCAAGACAUAGACGAGACUCUCUCUGCACUCCAGCGGCUCACCAGUGCAGUCCAGACACUCGUGGCGCGGAGGAUCACAAUGCUGGUCAUAGCCAGUCUCUCCACCGAUACGUCCCUCGACUUUGCCGAGCAUCUGCGCUCAGUGGGCCUUGUGAAUGUCCUCUCCCUCGUGAGGCUUCUUCGGCUGGUCCACGCCGGCAGGAUAGAUGGCACACCCGGCAGGCUCUUUGGCGUGAGAACUCCAUCCAGUCUCCUACCCAUCAAGGGAUUAGAUUGCCUCGCCUCGGCACUGACCACGGUAGUGUCUGACAGUCUGGAGGCUGGGUCCCAGCUGAUGCAGGCUUGUUCCCGUGAUCUCCUUACAGCCGCAGUGGGUGGGGCUAAACUCCUCCAGAGACCUCGGAGACGCCGACGGCGACGCCGGAACAAUGGCGAUGAUGACUCCAUUGAUCCAAACGAGAAGUCGGAUCUCGCCGUUCUCUCUAACCCAAACUUUGCCGUGACACAAAGCCUGGUGCAGACUAUGGCAGAAGCUGCAGGGAAGGCCGUAUUUGCAGACGACACUGGCGUCUUGCUCAUGACUGAUGCUCUCGCUGCAUGCCUCUUCUCCUCCAAGCUCGAGAGCCAGUACAGAUUCUGGGCCCUCGAGCAGCUGCUGAAAGUGUUUGCCACUUCAUCGCAGAGAGAAGGGGUGACUCAGCCUCAUCCAGAAUACCUUGUGCUACCCUCACACACUUCUGAGCUUGUUGGGCACACCGGGCAGGCAAUGGCAUGCUGCGAUGGUGGAAAGUCAAACAAGAUUCUCUCCAUAGGUGAAGACAAUGCUCUACUGGUGUGGAGUGAGGACAGAGGGCUCAACAAUCCUCAAGUCUUCCCCUUCCCAAAACUCACGCAAGGCUCAGGGUAUCUUCUCCCUGUUCUCACGCAGAGCAGCAAUGCGAUGUGUGCAGCUGGAGCUGUCAAUGACACCCUGUGUAUCUGGAGAGUCAAAGACGGGAUCACAGUCACCGAGACCUUCCCUGAACUCAUCACGGCUCUCCAGUGGAAGCCAGGCCAGAGAGACUCAGAGACUCCACUGCUGGUGGUGGGACUGCUGGGAGGUGACCUGGUUAUGGUGGAGAUCAUGGGGGCGAGGGUCAACAUGAGCCCCUCUCUCCAGCUCACCCGACUGGAGCACUUUGGCAGAGGAGCCAUCAGUGCCAUGGAGUGGUCCUCGGCUGGCUCACGGUUCGCCUGCUGCUCCCCGAGCGGAACCAUCCAGGUCUACUCUGGCUCAAAUAGAGAGUACGUGCCUUCCAUACGCAUCUCAGAGCUUCAGGUGACCUCUCUCUGCUGGAGCCCCGAUGAGAGGAUGCUCACCACUCUUGAACCCGAGGGAGAUGUGAAGCUAUGGGAUGUGGGUGGUGAGCUGCCGAGAGUGGUCCACAGCAUGGGACCCUACACUGUGGUCGCCUGGCAGCCUCAAGCUGGCAACAUUGGCACAAUGCUACUAGCUGGUGGGUGUCUGAAUGGUAGCAUCAACCUGUGGCUGGUGGACUAUCUCAGCCAAAUUGAGCCUCCUUUAGAAGAGGGUGUGGAGGAAGAGAAGUGGGGACUCAAGUUGUCAAUGGUGGCUACACUCACAGGGCAUCAGGCACCGCUCACCUCUCUUCAGUUCACUCAUUACACAGCGUCUCUCUUGGCCUCUGGGUGUCGUGGUGGCUCUGUCAGCAUAUGGGAUGUACAGCUAUUCCGUGAAAUGAAGAGGGUUUCCCAGUCGGUGGGUGAGGUCCUCAAUCUGACCUGGACCAGCAGUGGCCUCGCCGUCUGUUACACCAACUCAAAUACGGUGUACCUGAUUCCUCCUGGGGUGUCAGAGUAUGCCGGGGAGCGCUGUCUCCUCAACUGCUACCCAGUACUCCACAGCCACGGCAUCUCUGACCUAACCAAGGCUCCGUGUCUCUCCGCUCUGCUCAAGAACCUCCACCACAUCCUCCUGGACCAGUACACCUAUGAGGAAAAAGAGGUCCGUUCUUCGCAGCAGAUUGUGUUUUCGGAGUACCUACAGAUGCUGACGGCACUAACAGUGGGUCUCGGUCUUCACAGUGUCCUCAUUUCCCCUCCUCACCCUCCACACUUCACCUCCCCACCACCAGCACAAGAGUGGGAGUGGCUCAAUCAAUUCUCACAGGCUAUAAAGAUGAGUGAGUCUCUGAUGAAGCGAACGCCACUCACUGAUGAUAUUCAGGUUCCAGAGUCAAACAUGACCGAUCCUCUGACCAAAGAGGAAGAGGCUUUCCGCAGGGACACCAGUGUGUGGACUCUGACCAUGGACACCCAGAUCCUGGAGUGGGUGACGCAGCAGGCAGAGGACUGGUGGACGUCGCAGAGAUCCCACGUGUAUGUCUGGGGCAAGGGGCACUGGAACGUCAUUGGUCACUCCGGCAGAGAGAGGAUUCUCCCUACUCUACUGGACGAGUGGAAGGAUGUCAGAAUGGUGACAGCAGGGAGCUACUGUACAUAUGCAGUGAAGUUUGACGGGACGGUGGCCUCAGUCGGAGAGGGCUCGUACGGGAGACUUGGCCACAGCCACUCAGACAAUGCACGACUGCUGAACAACGUUGAAUCUCUUCAAGGUAUCCACAUAGUGGAGGUGGUGGCCGGAGUCCGAGUGACAACAGCCACAGAGGAGGGCUUCGCCAUAGCUCUGACCAACACGGGAGACGUCUACAGCUGGGGCCAGAGCUACCGCGGUCGGCUCGGCCACCCCACCGCCGACAACCAACGGACACCCAAACUGGUGGAGGCACUCGCUGGGAAAGACUGUAAACAGGUGUGGACUUGUGACUACCACACAGCCGUGCUCGCCUCCACCGGUCACCUCUACACCUGUGGAGCUAAGGAGAACGGGAAACUUGGACACGGGAACCAGGGGGCGUCAGGGAACAUUGGCCGCAUCACCCGAAUCACCAAGUUCCUGGACUGCGACGAGCAGACAGACAUGGAUGUCAAAAUUGGCUACGUUGCUCUGGGUCAAUCUUUCUCAAUUGCCAUCAGUGAAGACAUGAGGCAAGUGUUUGGAUGUGGCAAGGCAGACCAUGGAGUGUUGGGACAGAGAAACAUCUCUGGAGACCACCACAUCUUCUUCUACCUGCCUCAUCUGUCAGUGUAUGGACCGUUCAAGAAGGCUGCUGCAGGCUACCGUGCCACUAUCCUACUCAACACCAGAGGCCAAGUCAUAUUAAUGGGCAAGUUCUAUGACAAUGCUGGUAUAUCAGAGCCGGAGGUGGUGCAGUUCCCAAGCAAUGAGAGGGUGGUGGACAUACAGACUGGUUCGGGGUACAUUCUGGCCCUCACCGAGUCUGGCAGUGUCUACACGUGGGGAAAAAACUCCACUACUUCAUACGAGCUUGGGUACGAGCUGGCUAGUAACCAGACCAGUCCAAAGAGAGUGGACACACUAUAUGGACGGAAAAUCAGACAAAUUUCAGCUGGCGUGCGGCACUGUCUUGCUCUAGACACGCCUCCUCCAGCUCGCGGUGAUGUAAUGUUUGCCGUCCCUCUCUCCGUCCCAGCACGGUACCCAGCCCUGAGAGACCUGCCCUGCAAGGCCAUCCACGCUCGGCUCAUGCUCCUCAACCACUUUGCAAAGCUGAUGGUGGCCUCGUGGAAGCUCUUCAGCAUUCAAAACAUCAAGGGUGAAUCCACGAGAUUCAACAUCAACCCACUGCUGGACUCCAACAUCAGAGCCCUGAUUUCUCAGGUGUACGUGGAGGGAAUGAUGGCAGGCAUCAUGAGCAGAACCAUGAACAGCAAGACUCAUGGACCCACCAUCUCUGUCCAGCGCAUCACUGCAGAUGAGCGAGUCUCGAAGGCAGUAUUCCCGCAAAUAGCACAGCAGAUCCUGCAGAAGCCAGUGGUGGACUUGCGCUCAUCUUCACGGGCCUGGAAGGUCAACCUGAUUGGGGAGGGGGCAGACGAUGCAGGCGGUGUUUUUGACGAGACUAUGGCCCAGAUGUGUGAGGAAAUGGAGCAAGGUGAGGUGAAGCUGAUCAUCCCGACUCCAAACGGGACAAACAAGAUUGGUUUCAACACCGACCGCUAUGUCUUUGACCCAACCUGCACCUCCCCCAAAGACAUCCGCCACCUCAAGUUCCUGGGGCUCCUGUUUGGAGUGGCCAUGAGAACUAGGAAACCGCUGAACCUCCACCUCGCCAGACCCAUGUGGAAACUACUGGCUGGGAUGACUCUCACCACAGAGACUUGGAGCGGGUGGACCUGAUGUACAUCCAGACUCUCUACGGCAUCAGAGAUGUCCACAAGAGUGGCAUUGGAGAGGAAGACUUCUCAGAGAUGAUACCAAUUGAGUCAUUCGAGGCUCAGAGUAUGAACGGGAGAUUUGUGCCCAUCAUCCCUGGAGGUGGCAACAUGAGACUCACCUUCCACAACAGGAAGGAGUACGUGGAUAAAGCUCUCAAGUUCAGACUUCACGAGCUAGACCAGCAGGUGGCUGCAGUGAGAGAAGGCAUGUCAACCAUGAUACCUGUCCCCUUGUUGACCCUCAUGACCGCCAAGAACUUGGAGCAGUGUGUGUGCGGCAUGGAGGAGAUUGACAUCAUGAUGCUCAAGAAAGUUGUCAGGUACCGAGAUGGUGUGGAUGAAAAAGACCAGCUCAUCCAGUGGCUGUGGGAGACACUAACCUCCUUCACCAACGAGGAGAAGACCCUGUUCUUGCGGUUCGUCUCAGGCCGCUCUCGGCUUCCAGCCAGAGUCAGCGAGAUCCCACAGCGAUUCCAGAUCAUCAAGUGGGGCAGGGCAUUGGAUGCCCUCCCGACCUCCCAGACCUGUUUCUUCCAGAUACGUCUCCCCGAGUACACGUCUCAGGCGAUCCUGGCCGACAAGCUGCGCUACGCCAUCAAACACUGUCGCUCCAUCGACAUGGACAACUACAUGCUCCGUAGAGGACCCGACGAAUAUGAGGAGUAUGAAACAGAUGAAGAGUGGUAGCUGCUACUAUCUCUAUUGUGCUAUAAUACGCUACUUUUGUUAUACAGUCUUUUAAUAUACACAGGCUUCCAUAGCCAUAUUAAUCUUUUGGACGCCAUGGGUAUCUCCUUAAAUAAGCAG